AUGACUCUUGCUACUUCUAUGCGAUUAUCUACUCCAUUAUCAAUUGAAGAAAAAUCAACAAUAUUAAUAUCUUCUAAUCCAUCAAUAACAAAUAAUAAUUUAACAAAAUUAUAUAAAUAUUCCCAAGAAACUGAAAUAAAAUCAUAUAUUGAUCAAAAUGGUAUAAUAUGUCAAUGUCAACAAUUAACUGAACGUGCAUUACUUGCUCAAAGAAAAAUUUUUUUACGAAAAAAAUUAGGUGAAGGUUCAUUUUCCUGUGUACGAGAAGGUUUUGAUAUAUUUCAUCAAUAUAAAGUUGCUAUUAAAAUAGUUGAUACACAACGAGCUUCAAAAGAUUUUCAAGAAAAAUUUUUACCACGUGAAUUAGAUAUUUGGCCACGUAUACUUGAAUUUGCUUCACAAGGUGAUCUUUUAACAUAUGUUCAACGAGUUGGUACUAUACCUGAACAAAAACGUAUAUUAUGGUCUUAUCAAUUAUGUAAUGCAGUUAAAUAUCUUCAUGAACUUGAACUUGUACAUCGUGAUCUUAAAUUAGAAAAUCUUUUACUUGAUAUUAAUGAUAAUAUGAAAUUAUGUGAUUUUGGUUUUUCAAAAGAUGUACUUAAAUCUAAAGAAUAUUUAAGUAAAACAUAUUGUGGUUCACGUGCAUAUGUAUCACCUGAAAUUUUACUUGGAUUACCAUAUGAUGCAAAAAAAGCUGAUAUAUGGGCUAUUGGUGUUAUUUUAUAUAUAUUUGUUACGGGUGUUAUGCCAUUUAAAGAAGAUAAAAAUAAUCAAUUGAUUUUAAAACAACAUCAAAAACUUCAAUUGCAUUGGCCAAAUGAAAAUGAACGCGAACAAUCAGCACGUAAUCUUAUUCUUAAUAUAUUUACAUAUGAUUGGCAAAAACGACCUAAUAUACAACAAGUUAGUACACAUCCAUGGUUAACAAUGUCUCAAACAUCAACCAUAAUAUCAAUGCCAAUUAUACGUUCUAAUCGAACGGCAACUAAACGUAAAAGUCGUUCAUCUUAA
Rotaria sp. Silwood1 is the source of this 1014-nucleotide messenger RNA. The record is from the annotation of a GenBank genome assembly. NCBI's taxonomy places the organism in Eukaryota, Metazoa, Rotifera, Eurotatoria, Philodinida, Philodinidae.